AUGUCCAAGGAACUGCGGGAAUAUCCGAUGGUGACAUCUACAGAUUUACGAUCCCGCCCCCAUCGACCAAGACGUGUGAAGAUGCUGGCGAGGGAUUUUAUUGAAGACAGCUUGUAUAAUCCUCAUUACGGCUACUUCUCCAAGCACGCGACCAUCUUCGGUCCUGGGGAGCCUUUCGAUUUCAACAAUAUGGCCGACGGACCCGAAUUUAAUCGGCUACUAGGCCAGCGAUAUCAGGAAUUUGAGGACAAAUUGGAUGCCGUGGAAUACGAUGAGAGUCGCCAAUUAUGGCACACACCGACAGAGCUCUUCCGCCCAUACUAUGGCGAAGCAAUUGCUCGGUAUCUUGUUGCAAACUACAAACUUACGCUAUUUCCAUACCACGACUUAACCAUAUACGAAAUGGGGGCCGGAAAUGGGACUCUGAUGCUCAAUGUAUUGGAUUACAUACGAGAUGUGGAUCCUGAAGUCUAUCAGCGCACAAAAUUCAAAAUCAUUGAGAUUUCGCCCUCUCUUGCCGAUCUUCAACAGCAGAACCUGAAUAAGUCCAUUCACUCCAGCGGACAUAGGGGCCAUGUGGAGAUCAUAAAUCGCUCCAUAUUCGACUGGAAUACCUACGUGCAUUCUCCUUGUUUCUUCCUUGCGCUCGAGGUCUUUGAUAAUUUCAGCCAUGAUGCAAUCCGUUACGAUCUAGAAACCGGAGAUCCCAGGCAAGGGUGCGUCCUGAUCGACACUGAUGGUGAAUUUUAUGAAUAUUACGUCCCGAACCUAGACAGUGUGGCUUCGAGAUAUCUUCGAGUUCGUAAGGCUGCUGCGCGACGACCGUUCGCUACCCCACUUCGCUCUCCUGUUGCAAGAAAAAUACAAGCCGCCCUUCCGUUUGCGCCGAACAUGACAUUACCGGAAUAUAUACCCACCCGCCUGAUGCAGUUUUUCGAUAUCCUGCAUGACUACUUCCCCGCCCAUCGGCUUGUUACGAGCGACUUUAACAGCCUUCCAGAUGCAGCGCCUGGUUACAACGCCCCAGUUGUUCAGACACGAUAUCAACGCACAACCGUCCCAGUCUCAACUCCAUUUGUCCACCAAGGCUACUUCGACAUAUUCUUCCCAACGGACUUCGACCUGAUGGAAGACGUAUACCGCGCCAUCACCGGCAAGCUGACGCGGGUAUCCAGUCACGCUGAUUUUCUCGAACGCUGGGCAUAUGUCGAAGACACGGAAACGCGCAGCGGCGAGAACCCGUUAUUGAAUUGGUAUAAAAAUGCCAGUGUUAUGACAACAGCUUGA
Messenger RNA from Histoplasma mississippiense, 1287 nucleotides. RefSeq lists its product as hypothetical. The record is from RefSeq and is a predicted model, not a curated record. Gene Ontology annotation, cellular component: mitochondrion. Gene Ontology annotation, molecular function: protein-arginine omega-N symmetric methyltransferase activity. Bases 1 to 1287 code for a protein of 428 amino acids. The transcript is spliced from 3 exons. NCBI's taxonomy places the organism in Eukaryota, Fungi, Ascomycota, Eurotiomycetes, Onygenales, Ajellomycetaceae.